GCGCCAGGCCUCCGCCUUCGGCUUCCUGCAGGGCGGUCCCCUGGCGGCCCCGCAGCCGCCGACCUCGGACCUGGCCUCGCAGCUCGGGUCGCUGCAACUGGGCGCCGCCGCGCCCACCGCGGCGCAGCACAGCGCGUUCCCGUUCACGAGCGGGGCCGACUUGGCGCCGCCCGCGGCCUUCCCAGCGGCCGCUCCGCUCGCGGAGGCCGCCCAGCUGCCCCAGCAGGCGCAGCCUGCGCCGCCGGUGCCCCCGUCGCAGGACCAGAGGUACGCGUCGCUGGAGAGCUCCCUCUCCGCGCUCUACCAGCAGCAGACGGCCCACUCCCAGCAGCCAGCCCAGAACCGCUUCGCGGCGCUGGCCUCGCCCUCGCCGGCGCCCCUGCAGAUGUCCGCGGGGCCCGGCUACGCGGGCAUGGGCGGCAUGGGCGGGACGGGCCCGGCCAUGGGCUCCACGAUGGGUGCCGCCAUGGGCUCCGCGCUGGGCGCCCGGGGCCCCGCCAUGGGCGCCGGCAUGGGCGCGGGCAUGCACGGCGGCAUGGGGCCUGGCGCAGGCAUGGGCUGCGGCGUGCCCGGCGGCGUGCCCGCGGGCAUGCAGGCUGCCAGCAUGGGGCCUGGCAUGGGCGCCGGCAUGUGGGGCAUGCAGGGUUGCGCUGGCACGGGCAUGUGCGCCGGCAUGGGGGCGGGGCUGGCCGGGAUGCCAGGCGGGGCGGCGCCGCACUUCGGCGGGUUCUCGCAGCGCCGACGCGUUCAGCUUCCUCGGCGGCCUGGGCGGCGGCGCAGGCGGCCUCCACCAGGCGCCUCAGCGCACGGCCCCGGCGACGCCGCCUACCCAGCAUGCCAGCGCUGCCAGUGACUCGUUCGGGACUAUUGACGCCUUCUCCGCUUUCGGCGCGCCGAAGGCGUGGAGUUCGGCAAAAACGGUGUUGACAGGGUCACCCGCUUGGCACGUCGCCGUCUUUGUCGUCUUCCGUGAUACCUCAGGUAUAGUUGCUGCUGCCUGUGCCGCCGCCACUGCUGUCAUCGUUGUCGCCGGCGCCAUGACAGCCAUCAUGGUGAUCAUCAUUACCGGUCUUUCCACUGCCGUUGCUGCCGCUGCGGUUGAUGCCUGCUACUGUUGUCGCUGCUGUUUGUUGCAAUUCAUCACGCUUCGCGUAUCCCCACCAGCUUGAGCGCCUGCACGCCCGUUCGUCG
Molecule: messenger RNA, 1191 nt
Organism: Prorocentrum cordatum
Lineage: Eukaryota; Dinophyceae; Prorocentrales; Prorocentraceae
Source: the annotation of a GenBank genome assembly